Caretta caretta (loggerhead turtle) is the source of this 4932-nucleotide messenger RNA. RefSeq names its product ankyrin repeat domain 27 (gene ANKRD27). Gene Ontology annotation, biological process: early endosome to late endosome transport; neuron projection morphogenesis. The record is from RefSeq and is a predicted model, not a curated record. Gene Ontology annotation, molecular function: guanyl-nucleotide exchange factor activity; SNARE binding. Gene Ontology annotation, cellular component: early endosome; plasma membrane; neuron projection. NCBI's taxonomy places the organism in Eukaryota, Metazoa, Chordata, Testudines, Cheloniidae.
CUUGGUUGAAAUGCACAGCAGUUAGGGGGGAGCUGGGCUGGACCGCUAGUGGUUCUCUGUGUCUGGGGAGGAAGUGAGACAAUGUUACCUUUAUCACACUGAACCAUGCUCAGAAGUCUGCUUGACCGAUGGCAAACGAGUCUAUACUGCUGCCACUAAGCGGUUUAGAGCUAGUUAUUUGUGAUGUGUAAUCUGAUGUGCUGGGAACUGAAGACCCCUGCCUCAUUCAGUGCACAGGAUGGAUAGUACUCUGGGAAUGCACCAGGUGGCAUUUGAGUCAGAAAAUACCUUUGGAAUCUCUGACAUCCAUAUGGCUAUGUAUGAUGAAGAUCUCUUGAAAAAUCCUUUUUAUUUGGCUAUUCAGAAACGUCGUCCUGACCUUUGCAGGAAAGUUGCAGAAUUCCAUGGUAUUAUAUUAGUACCGUGCAAAGGGAGCCUUUCAAGCAGCAGUCUCUCUACCUGCCAAUUUGAUUCCUAUGUUCUAAAACCAGUGGAAGAAAAAUUUCAGACCUUAAAUGGAAAGGAAAUCUUUAUCCAGAGAAAUUUGAUUAUUUUAGGAACUGGUUUUAAUCAUCAUCUCUCAGUACCUGUUCUCUUUGAGGAAACAUUCUACAAUGAAAAAGAAGAAAGUUUUAGCUUAUUGUGUAUAGCUCAUCCCCUGGAAGAAUCUGAAAUCUUAGAAGAAUUUAAAACCCCAUCAAAUUCUUAUUCCCUGAAAAACAUUGAGGAUGUGAAAGAUUUUUUGGGAAGACAUUCUGAAAGAUUUGACAAACACAUUGCAUCUUUCCAUAGGACUUUUAAAGAACAUGAAAGAAAAAGCCUACGACAUUACAUAGAUUCUGUUAAUGCGCUUUACACCAAAUGCCUCCAGCAUUUAUUGAGGGAUUCUCACUUGAGGAUGCUUGCAAAGCAGGAACAUCAGAUGAAUCUGAUGAAACAAGCAGUUGAAAUGUAUGUGCAUCAUGAUAUUUAUGAUCUGAUCUUUAAAUAUGUGGGAACUAUUGAGGCAAGUGAGGAUGCAGCCUUUAACAAAAUUACAAGAAGCCUCCAAGAUCUCCAGCAAAAAGAUAUUGGAGUUAAGCCUGAAUUCAGCUUUAAUAUUCCACGUGCAAAGCGAGAAUUGGGUCAGCUGAAUAAAUGUACCUCCCCACAACAGAAGCUGAUCUGUCUUCGAAAAGUGGUGGAAAUUAUUAUGCAGUCUCCUAGCCAAAGAGUUAACAUGGAGACCAUGUGUGCAGAUGAUCUUCUCUCCGUUUUGCUGUAUCUGCUUGUAAAAACGGAGAUUCCUAACUGGAUGGCAAAUUUGAGUUACAUCAAAAACUUCAGGUUUUGCAGUUCAGCAAAGGAUGAACUGGGAUACUGCCUGACCUCUGCUGAGGCUGCUAUAGAAUAUAUCCGACAAGGAAACCUCUCCGACAGACCAACAGAAUCUGAGAAGUUUAGUGACAAGUUCUUGAGACAAAGAAUGAACUUGCUGUCCCAGAUGUCCACGACCCCAAUAGAUUGCUUGUUCAAGUAUAUUGCUUCAGGUAACCAGGAGGAAGUGGGACAAUUACUAAGUCAAGGUGAUAGUGAUAAAGACACUGUACAGAAAAUGUGCCACCCACUCUGUUUCUGUGACAACUGCGAGAAGCUGGUUUCUGGGAAGAUGAAUGAUCCUUCCAUUGUCACUCCAUUUUCCAGAGAUGACAGGGGAUACACACCACUUCAUAUAGCUGCUAUUUAUGGGCAAGCGUCAUUAAUUGACCUGUUAGUUUCCAAAGGAGCUGUAGUCAAUGCUACAGAUUACCAUGGUUCAACACCUCUUCAUCUUGCCUGUCAGAAAGGAUAUCAGAACGUUACACUUCUCUUGUUGCACUAUAAGGCAAGUACAGAUGUUCAAGACAAUAAUGGCAAUACUCCACUUCAUUUAGCCUGCACUUAUGGUCAUGAGGAUUGUGUCAAAGCUUUAGUCUAUUAUGAUGUACACUCUUGUAGACUAGAUACUGGUAACGAAAAAGGAGAUACUCCCCUCCAUAUAGCUGCUCGCUGGGGCUAUCAAGGAAUAAUAGAAGUCCUGCUGCAGAAUGGAGCCAACCCAGAUAUUCAAAACCGGAUGAAAGAGACUUCCCUGCAGUGUGCAUUAAAUUCUAAGAUUUUAUCAUUGAUGGAAUUAAACUACCUAACAUUUGAAAGGGGACAGAGUGCUUCUGAGUCUCCAGUUAGGUCUCCUCAGCAUUCAGCAGACACCUUCAGCAGAGGGUCAUCUGUCUCUAGCUUGUCAUCAGCGUCAGCAGACACCAGACAAGAAGUUAAAAAUAAUUACAAAGAGAUAGAAAAACUCUUAAGAGCAGUUGCUGAUGGAGAUCUGGAAAUGGUUCGCUAUCUUUUGGAAUGGAUGGAGGAAGAUAUAGAAGAAGCAGACGAAGCUGACGAUACAGUAACUCCAGAGCUUUGUCACCCAUUAUGCCAGUGCUCAAAAUGUGAGCCAAUACAAAAGAAGCUUGCAAGAAUCCCUGCUAAUGGACUUGGAGUAAAUGUUACAAACCAGGAUGGCUUUACACCACUACAUGUGGCUGCACUGCAUGGGCAUCCUGAGUUAGUCUACCUUUUGUUGAAACACGGUGCCAAUAUCAGUGCAAAGAAUACUAACCAUGCUGUACCUCUUCAUCUGGCUUGUCAGAAAGGUCACUUUCAGGUAGUAAAGUGUCUAGUGGAUUGCAAUGCUAAACAAAAUAAAAAGGAUGUACAUGGAAAUACUCCCUUAAUUUAUGCUUGCUUGAAUGGCCAACAUGAGAUUGCUGCCUUGUUGUUAGAGCAUGGGGCCUCAGUCAACCUUUCUAACAGAAAGGGAAAUACAGCACUGCAUGAGGCUGUGUUAGGAAAAUAUGAAGUCUUGGUAGAGCUGUUACUUCAGAAUGGUGCUUCGAACCACAUUAGGAACAAAAGACAGUGUACACCUCUUGACUGUGCUGAGCUGAAUUCAAAUAUCAUGAAGUUGCUACAAACAGCACCAAGCUAUGCACCAUCAUCAGCGGAGGAAGGAGAAACAGACUAUGGGCAGCAUGUUACUGUCAAGAUCAGGAAAAAAGUAAAUGUUAAGCUACCCGAGACAGCAGAUGAUCCCAUCAGCAGACGACUUCAGCUGGUCCAAUCAAUCAACAGGUUUAACAAAUCAAAAUAUUUACGGAGAACAAUAACAAGAGAUAAAAGUGUCCCUAAUUUUGAUGACGAAUUAUUGCAUCAGUUAGCUAUUAAGAGCUUUGAUAAGACCAAGUUAAAACCUAUUGACCAGAUGUUGGACCAGAGCAAAGUUAAGAUUAUUGAUGCAGAAAGCAGUGGUGAAUCUGUGAAACAGGAUGAUGUGAUAGAUGCUCCUCUUCGAAGUAAACUAAUGCACCGAAGACAUACAGUUAGUGUGGCACUUUCAGCAGAGAACGUCAGUGAUGACAGUGAUUUAUCCAACACAAGAGAUCCAAGUAUUUCACUGUCAAAAGACUGUUCUGGUGACUUGCUAUCAAAACACUAACAAGACAGUGUAAAUUUGCUGCCAAAAAUUAAAGAAGCAGGUGGUGCCAGUUUCAAGAUCCUCCUGCUGGGCAUUAAAGAAUUAAAUGAAACUUAGAAACUGUGCUUUCAAAAAUAGAUCAUAAAGAUGAAUCUUUAGCAGAGGCAGAAUGUUCCCGUAUGGCUUGCACUUUUGAAGACUAUUGUGGAGACCCCUCCCCAGCCAAUUUGUGACUGAUUUCAGGAAACUGAGACAUAUUGAAAUGUCCAAGUAUUUAGACAGAAAGAAGUGACUGUUUCCCAUUCCACUAUCAAAGCACUUAUUAAGGAAUUACUUAUACAGUAGAGGAGAAAAAGGCUAUAUGGUACUUUCUAGCUACCCACUUCUGUUUUUUAAAAGGCAUUUAAUUUUUUCUUUUCGGUUUUUGUCCCUAAAUUGGUUACAUUAUAUUUAUUGCCAGAAGGAAUUCAAAAUUCUCUAUUUUUAUUAUAAUGCCAUGAACCACUAUAGUGUUUAUUUAAUACCAUUUUAGAAAUUAGUGUAAUUUCUAUGUUGCAACUAGCUAUGCAAACAAUCCUUAAAAUCUACAACAUGAUGUAAAGACCUUUAAAUGAGAUGAACGGCAGUAUCCUGCAGUCCCUAUACAGACAAAGUGCCCACUGAUUUCAGUGGGACAUUUACCUGCAUAGACUCUGUAGGAUCAUGUAUACUGGGGAUGGAAUAAAGUAAAAUGCUCUCGACACAGAACAGCUUUGGACUGAAGAAUGUUCAGAUCCCAAUUAAAAUAUUCAUUUCUGUGCAGAAACGAGCAUGCUUAACACACACACAGUUGGCUUUUCCCCCGGAACAAAUCAGACAAAACCACACACAUUCACACCUCUGCACAUGGGCAGAAGUCUACAGCUACUAGGUAAGUGAUCUGGUAGGAAAAGUAAGAGUUUGCAGAAACUGGCUGCAUGUUAUCCUCUUUUUAAAGGUGAUCAUUUUAAAGGAUGCUCAUAAAUAACUAGAUGGAAGCUUAGAUGUGGAACUUGUUUCUUAACAUGUUUUCAGUUUAAAUUUUUUUUUUGAAGUGUGAAUUAAUCAGAAAAAGACUUCAAUAGCACAAUUCAGGUUCUUGAUAGUUUUGGUUUACACUGGUCACAUCCAAUUAACAUUGUUUCUUUUAUAAAAUAGUAAUAUAGACCAUUUUGAUUUUGUAUAGUGGUAUUGAUAACAUGCUUAGGGCACUGGGAAAUUGGAGGACUUCCCAUGUGAUUGUUUUCAAAUAGAUUUUUAAUGAGAGAGGUACAAGGUGCAGCCUGUACACACCACUGAAAAAACACUCAGCUGAAGGUUGCAUGUAUAUUUUUCUAAAUAAUUUGAGUUCAUUUAAUAUUCUAACUUGCCUUGGAGUUGUGCCAAAUGUUGGAAAAGAAAAAUAGUAAAAGUAAUGAUUCUUGAAA